Molecule: messenger RNA, 3968 nt
Organism: Lagopus leucura (white-tailed ptarmigan)
Lineage: Eukaryota; Metazoa; Chordata; Aves; Galliformes; Phasianidae
Gene: ATP8A2
Product: ATPase phospholipid transporting 8A2
Exons: 38
Coding region: 112-3672 (1186 amino acids)
Biological process (GO): phospholipid translocation; neuron development
Cellular component (GO): plasma membrane
Molecular function (GO): ATP binding; ATP hydrolysis activity; magnesium ion binding
Source: RefSeq, a predicted model, not a curated record
GAUGGAGUGGGUGUUGGUCAGCCAGUGACUACCAAGAGGAUCGCUUUAAUCAGCUUUGAGACCUGCUAAUGCUGUAGAGAUCUUUGAAGGACUACUGCUGUUUUUGUCUUCAUGCAGCUGAUGCAAGACAGAAUGAACAUCAUGCCCUUGUGUCAUCGCUGGAGGAGAUGCAUCUCCAUAGGACCGGUGUGUUCCCCCACGGGAUACAAGAAGGCGGAUGAUGAGAUGUCCGGAGCCACGUCUUCGGCGGAUCUGGACGAGGCGCCAGCCCGCACCAUUUACGUGAACCAGCCCCAGCAGAGCAAGUUCCGCGACAACUGGGUCAGCACAGCCAAGUACAGUGUGGUGACUUUUCUACCUCGAUUCCUGUAUGAGCAGAUAAGAAAAGCUGCAAAUGCAUUCUUCCUCUUCAUUGCCUUACUGCAGCAAAUUCCAGAUGUCUCUCCAACAGGAAGAUAUACCACCUUGGUGCCAUUGCUAUUUAUUUUGACAGUUGCUGGCAUCAAAGAAAUCAUAGAAGACUAUAAAAGACAUAAGGCAGACAGUGCAGUGAACAAAAAGAAAGCAGUAGUUCUAAGAAAUGGGAUGUGGCAGGACAUUGUGUGGAAAGAGGUAGCAGUAGGCGAUAUUGUGAAGGUCACCAAUGGGCAACAUCUUCCAGCAGACAUGAUCAUUAUAUCUUCCAGUGAACCUCAAGCCAUGUGCUAUAUUGAAACAGCUAAUCUUGAUGGGGAGACGAAUCUUAAAAUACGACAGGGGUUGUCUCAGACUGCUAGUCUCCAGUCAAAAGAAGAAUUGAUGAAAGUAUCUGGAAGGAUAGAAUGUGAAGGACCAAACCGUCAUCUCUAUGACUUCACUGGAACCUUACGCUUAGAUGGUCAAAGCCCAGUUCCAGUUGGUCCAGACCAGAUCUUGCUAAGAGGUGCACAACUGAGAAACACUCAAUGGGUGUUGGGUAUUGUUGUGUAUACAGGAUUUGAUACAAAACUCAUGCAGAAUUCAACCAAAGCACCUCUGAAGAGAUCAAAUGUGGAGAAAGUAACCAACAUGCAGAUCCUGGUUUUGUUCUGUAUUCUCCUGGUGAUGGCCCUUGUGAGUUCUGUAGGUGCCUUAUUAUGGAACAGAACACAUGGCGAAGUCGUGUGGUACCUUGGCUCUAACAAAAUGCUAUCUGUCAACUUCGGGUACAAUCUGCUGACAUUUAUUAUCUUGUACAACAACCUUAUUCCAAUCAGUCUUUUGGUGACGUUAGAAGUUGUCAAAUUCACCCAAGCUCUCUUUAUAAAUUGGGACAUGGAUAUGUAUUAUCCUGAAACUGACACACCUGCAAUGGCCAGAACCUCAAAUCUUAAUGAGGAACUUGGGCAGGUAAAAUACCUGUUUUCAGAUAAAACGGGUACACUAACAUGUAAUAUCAUGAACUUCAAGAAAUGUAGUAUUGCUGGAGUGACAUAUGGCCAUUUUCCGGAGUUGGAAAGAGAACGUUCAUCAGAGGACUUCAGCCAGCUACCUCCUCCUACCAGUGAAUCGUGUGAAUUUGAUGACCCAAGACUGCUGCAAAACAUUGAAAAUGACCAUCCUACAGCUGUACACAUACAGGAGUUCCUCACUCUGCUGGCUGUGUGUCACACUGUAGUUCCUGAGAGACAAGGAAAUAAAAUUAUCUACCAGGCCUCCUCUCCAGAUGAAGGGGCUUUAGUGAAAGGAGCAAAAAAACUUGGUUAUGUCUUCACAGGAAGGACUCCACAUUCAGUUAUCAUUGAUGCGCUGGGAAAAGAAAAAACCUUUGAAAUUCUUAAUGUACUGGAAUUUUCCAGUAACAGGAAGAGAAUGUCUGUGAUUGUUCGAACUCCAGCAGGACAACUACGUCUGUACUGCAAAGGAGCUGACAAUGUAAUUUUUGAGAGGCUUUCGAAAGAUUCCCAGUAUAUGGAGCAAACACUGUGCCAUCUUGAGUACUUUGCCACAGAAGGUCUGAGGACUUUGUGUAUCGCUUAUGCCGAUCUGUCAGAAAACUCUUACAGAGAGUGGCUGAAUGUCUAUAAUGAAGCCAGUAUACUUUUGAAAGACAGAACUCAGAAGUUGGAAGAAUGCUAUGAGAUCAUUGAGAAGGAUUUACUGCUUCUUGGAGCCACAGCCAUUGAAGACCGCCUGCAAGCAGGUGUUCCUGAAACAAUAGCCACACUAAUGAAGGCAGAAAUUAAGAUAUGGAUUCUGACAGGGGACAAGCAGGAAACAGCUCUCAACAUAGGGUACUCUUGCAGACUCAUUUCACAGAGCAUGUCUCUCAUCCUGGUCAAUGAAGAUUCCCUGGAUGCAACAAGAGCUUCUUUGACUCACCACUGUAACAGUCUGGGGGACUCCUUGGGCAAGGAAAACGAUAUUGCUCUGAUUAUUGAUGGCCAUACACUGAAGUAUGCCCUUUCAUUUGAAGUCAGGCAGAGCUUUCUGGACUUGGCACUCUCCUGUAAAGCAGUCAUUUGUUGCAGAGUAUCUCCUCUACAGAAGUCUGAAAUAGUAGACAUGGUAAAGAAACACGUGCAUGCCAUAACACUUGCCAUUGGGGAUGGUGCCAACGACGUGGGAAUGAUCCAGACCGCUCAUGUUGGAGUAGGGAUCAGUGGCAACGAGGGCAUGCAGGCAACCAAUUGCUCGGAUUAUGCCAUUGCACAGUUUUCCUACUUGGAGAAGCUGUUGUUGGUCCAUGGAGCUUGGAGUUACAAUCGAGUUACCAAGUGCAUUCUCUACUGCUUCUACAAGAAUGUGGUUUUGUAUAUUAUUGAGCUUUGGUUUGCUUUCGUUAAUGGAUUCUCUGGGCAGAUUUUAUUUGAGCGAUGGUGCAUUGGUCUGUAUAAUGUGAUUUUCACAGCAUUGCCACCCUUCACUCUGGGAAUCUUUGAACGAUCGUGUACUCAAGAUAGCAUGCUUAGAUUUCCACAGCUAUACAAAAUUACUCAGAAUGCAGAUGGGUUCAACACAAGGGUUUUCUGGGGUCACUGCAUCAAUGCCCUGAUCCAUUCCAUCAUUCUCUUCUGGUUUCCACUGAAAGUACUGGAGCAUGAUGCAGUAUUCACAAACGGGCAGGGAAUCGACUAUUUAUUUGUUGGAAACAUAGUUUACACUUACGUUGUAGUCACUGUUUGCCUAAAAGCUGGCUUGGAAACAACUGCGUGGACUAGAUUCAGUCAUCUGGCCGUCUGGGGAAGCAUGCUGCUCUGGCUCGUCUUCUUUGGUGUCUACUCAGCCAUCUGGCCCACAAUCCCCAUCGCACCCGACAUGCUGGGGCAGGCUGGAAUGGUGCUGAGAUGUGGCUACUUCUGGUUUGGGUUAUUUCUCGUGCCCACUGUGUGCCUUGUGAAAGAUGUGGCAUGGACAGCGGCCAAGCAUACCUACCAUAAAUCUUUGCUGGAACAAGUUCAAGAGUUGGAGAUGAAGACAAGAGAGCUGGGAAAAGCCAUGCUUCGUGACAGUAAUGGAAAGAGCGUGAACGAACGUGAUCAUUUGUUAAAAAGGCUUGGCAGGAAAACUCCUCCGAGCCUUUUCCGUGCUCAUUCUGUCCAGCAAAGUGUAUCACAUGGCUAUGCGUUUUCUCAAGAAGAACACGGCGUUGUUUCCCAGUCACAAGUUGUUCGAUCCUACGACACAACCAAAAGGAGAACAGAAAUAGAAUAAAUGGUUCUUUGCUUGAUGGGUGGUGGGAAUAAUGGGAUUUGGAUCAAUGCAUCCACUCUUAACACAUUCUUGACUAGGGUUGGCAGCAGCAGCCAAAACACCAGAGAACUCAUUUCUGUGGCCUUAGCCAACACGUUUCUGUAUUCUCCCUGCAAACCUCGAGUAGUACGUAUUGUGGGGGGAAAUCAUUGUUCGACUUCAGUCGCAAAGCUCUGCCUAAAGUUUUGUUUAUGUUGUUAUGAAGCAUUUGACUGUGCUAUGUGAGGUGUGAAAUUAAAAACAAUGUUUUACCACUG